Molecule: messenger RNA, 4188 nt
Organism: Meriones unguiculatus (Mongolian gerbil)
Lineage: Eukaryota; Metazoa; Chordata; Mammalia; Rodentia; Muridae
Gene: Hsf5
Product: heat shock transcription factor 5
Exons: 6
Coding region: 108-1982 (624 amino acids)
Biological process (GO): regulation of DNA-templated transcription
Molecular function (GO): DNA-binding transcription factor activity; sequence-specific DNA binding
Source: RefSeq, a predicted model, not a curated record
GGCGGCCGGGCGCUGCAGGAGGGGGCAGGGCGCAGCGAAGGCCCGGGGGAUCGAGAACGGUGGGAGAGCCAGGCUCGGCGGGGCGAGGCCCAGGGCCCGGGCGGGCGAUGGAGGAGGCGCUGCUGUCCACCCCCAUCAACCCCAACAACUUCCCCGCCAAGCUGUGGCGGCUGGUGAACAGCCCUCGGUACCGCUCCAUCCGCUGGGACGGCCGUGGCGAGGGGCUGCUUAUCGACCAGCCGCUCUUCGAGGCCGAGCUGCUCAGCCCGCCGGGCCCCGGGGCCGGGGGCGCGGGGGGAGCGGGGAGCAGCGGCGGGGGCGGCGGCAGCGGCGUCGGAGCGGCCGGGGCCGAGCCCGAGCUCUUCAAAACCACCAACUUCACCAGCUUCAUCCGGCAGCUCAACCUCUACGGCUUCCGCAAGGUGGUGCUGGGUGGGCCGGGGGCGGCGGGGCCCGGACCCGGGCCUGGGGCUGGCGGGCCGGCGGGCGACGGGCCACUCCACCACUUCCACAGCCCGCACUUCCGCCGCGACCAGCCUCAGCUGCUCGUUCACCUCAAGAGGCUCACCAGCGCCAACAAGGCCAAGCUGGCGGCCGGACUGGAGGUGCCCUGUCGCCCGCCCAACCGCUUCCAGCGGCUCCUCAUCACGUCAGCCUCUGCCUCGGCCUCAGCCUCCACCUCCCCGCUGCAGCAUCAGGACCCGCCGCCCCAGCCCUCAGGGCCCCGGCCAGAGCAGCAUGGACCAGUGGCUGUAGGACAAUUUCACCGGUCAUUCCGGCGAGAUAAUUUGUCUCCUUAUUCCUACGUAUCAACUUCAUCCCACAACCACAGCACUUUCCCUCUGAAAGGUUUAGAUCGUACCCCGAUUCCUCCUAGAACAUGGCAGAACUCCCUUGGAAUGCACCCUGGACAAGUGGAGACGUCUCCUACUUUUUCAGAUAAAGGGGUUCCAUUUCCUGUACUGCAGAGAUUUCCAACUGAGGUUACUUACACGCUGCAGCCCAGUGCCACAUCUGUACACGUUCAACAAGGUCCUCAAACAAUGGUCAGCUCCUCCCAAAAAUAUAGUAACUACACACCCUCAGCGCAGUACUCCCAAGCCUACUAUCCAACAGCUGUGCUACAGUGCUGUUCUCCUUCCACCCACAUGGAUGCCCUAAGUAGCUGUGUCCCUCCUACUGCCUCUUCCUAUGCACACUGUAACUACUUCCAGAAUCCUCCAAUGCAAUCUUCCUAUCCAGUUGAAUUUCUGCCUUCUAAUUGGCCUUGCAGUGCUACUGAUGAAAAUAAAAAGACAGAAGUAAAUCUAGAGGCUGUCUUUCAAAUAGUAGAUGAGUUGCAUUCCUCCCCUAAAUUGGAGAUGGUAAAGGUGGAGCCUGUUGAAAAUCAGUGUCCAUCAUCUCAGUCUAACAGAGGCCAACAUAUCUUACCUAAUUCAAACAACAGCAACCCAUCUUCCACAAGUCAGGCUAGCCAGCUGGAGCCACUCACUCCUGUAGGCUCAGAUAUUACGUCCUUUGUGGUUGGAACAGAACAAGCAAUUACCUGCUCUCUACCACAGUCACCUGAGUACAUCUAUACCAUCCACACAGCUCAGCCUUUGGAAAAUAGCACAAUGCAGGAAUCUGCAGCCAUCCAACAAACUCACGUCAAACUGAAGGAGCAGCUAAACCAUAACCCAUCUCCGUCUUCAGUAGUAUUUGUGCAGGAAGGGCUACCGUUCAGCACACAGCAGGUGGAUAACAGUAUAAAAUGCCAGACCAACCCCCCGGAGAAUAUCUUGCCUUCAGAACAAAUGGGAUUCCUUAUUUCAGAAAUGGGACCUGCUAGCAAGCCUAGUAAAGACACAGGUUUAUCCACUCCAGCCAGAUACAGAGAGCGAAGAAGCAACUCACAAGGAAAGUCCCCCGAUCUUCAUCUGCUGGUGGACGUGGCCUGCAAGCAGGAGCACUUUCCAAAGGAGGAAGAAUUAAAAGAGUGAGGAGGAAUGGAUGACAAAUGUGACAUUGUGCACUAGCCGUAGCUGGAGGCAGACUAGUGUUGCACGUGACACACUGUUGGGAUUUUUUCAGUUCUGUUAAGGAAAAAAAGCAUUUUUUUGUUUUGUUAAUUGAGAUUUUGUUAAAUUGAAAAUUGGGAGUUUGGUGUUUACUACAGCUGUUCAGUUCAGAUUACUUACCUUGACAAACUGCUAAACAUCUAGCAGCCUUUUUUUUUUUUUUUUUUCAUUUUUCUUUUUCUUUUUUUUUUUUUAACUGCCCAGAUUCCUUUCAAAUGAAAAGUCCUGGCCUUCAAGAAGCAUCUGAAAACUGCUGUUGAUGGUACUGGAGCAGUGUGUGUGCUGAGUUGUGAUGCCAUUUUGAACUGUAGUCAGCACAAUGUCGUCUGCCUCAAGUCACAGUGUGAUCCUCUAGGGAAGAUGUGUGAUAAACAAAGACAUGUGAGGUCACCAAUAUCACAAGUCCAAGCGGGGCAGGAAUUCCAGGGAGGAAGUUCUGGAAAAAGCUCAUUUUCUAAGCGAUUAACUAAGAACUUCUUUUGUUUCUGAACCCACAUCCUGUUUCAAGAACAAGGCAUCCGGACUUGGCCCAUCCAUCAUACUAACAGCCUCUGAAUCUUAAAUAUUAAUGGGAGUGUUUUUCCAUUUUCAUGUCUUUCUUUAAUUUGAAUGAUAAAUUAUCAUAAAUAGAAAGUUUUGUUAAUAUCACUUACAUAAAUGUCUUCUAAAGAAAAAUAUUUAAUUUGUUUAAUUAUAUUUGUAAAUGCUGAUAGAUUACGCGUUUUAAAGCUUUGUGUUUGUGUUAACAUUGCGGAAUAGAAGGAUUAAAGGAUGCGUGUGUCAUCUUAUUUUGAAGGGCACAUGCACAAUGUGUGAACAAAACAUGGAGGAGUUUAACCCUGUUUUCUUAUUUUACAUUUUCACAUUCAGCAAGUAUAGAUUCUCAUUCGUAGAAGGUAUUGUGUGCAAUUUGGGGGGGAUUGCUUCAUUAUCAUUUAUCAGAAGCUAUGCUGUAAUUUUUUAAAAAUAGUCUACAUUUGAAAUAUUAGAUGGCUUAAGCUUCUGAGAGACUUUUGGAUAGUGGGGUAUAGACUAUCAUCAUUUUGUUCUUAUUCCUCUGUAGGACUGUGCAUUUGAGUAGUAGGAUUGUGGGAUGGUUUUUAAGGAGAGGGAGGACAUUUUGGAUGUCCAGUUUCUGUAACAGAUCCAUGUUAACCCAAUUACAGCAAGAACUGAUUUUCUGAUGUAAAGUACUUUAACUUGACUAGAACUUUCUUGCUGGCUUCUACCUCUGUUUUCCUAAUAAGCACUGCAGAAAUAAAAGGAAAGUCUAUGAAUUUAAAGCUAAUGUAAAAGAAAAAGCACCUAAUAAUGACAUUAGCACUAUACUAGCCAUUGUGGAUUCACAGUUCAUGUCUUACAUUGCGUGUGCCUCCCUAAUGGUGUCAGACCUAGAAGUGUUACAGAGUUCUGGCUGUUCUGGAAAGAGUAAGCUUUCUGUGGUCUACAGUGACUCACUUUAGUUUUGAAUGUAGGUUUUGAAAAGUGCCUCUCUAAAAAGAAAAGUUUCUCCGAUCCAUCUAAUUCGACUAGUUGGUGCUCACGUCUUGGGCACUUAAUCGUCUUUAUUAGGAAGGCUUGAAAGACGCACAGAUUAUCAAGACCUCUACAUCUUCUAUCCAUGUCAAAUAUUUUGGCAACGUAUCUGAAAAGGAAACCCAGCUUCCUAAUGAAGGAACUUUGGCUUUUUCUCUGUCACAUUGAAGAGCUAAUAAGCUGUGUAGGUAAUAGUUCUUCCCCUCAAAAAGCCUUUCUUAGCCUUAUGCAUAUUGAAAGUGAUAAUCUUUUGAGGAACAUGUGUCAAGCAGGAACCUUGGCACAGACAUGGUUUCAGUGGUUUUAAGGCUUGAUCAAUGAAAUGCCUUGAUCGGCUUUCCAGACUUUUUAUAUAUGAGCACACCAGACAAAGGAGCUGGCUCUCCUGCUCUACUCACAUGCCUGGAGCCCAUCUCCUAAAAGCUAUCAUCAGUGACUUGUGCAAAUGGCAAGCAGUAAAGUGAAACUCGCAUGUGAAUUAGCCAGUAGGGCCUGACACAUGCUGACAGAGUUCCCGUCUAGCACCUCAGCAUCUCAGCACCUUAAGCAUCGAUUUCAGUCAGUCAAUAAUAAAAUGAAUGUUCCAACUAGA